AUGAGCCGACCCGCGCCGGCGGGGAAGAUGCCCGGCCCCGAGGCCGCGCCGGGGGACGGGGCGGGCGCGAGCCGCCAGAGGAAGCUGGAGGCGCUGAUCCGCGACCCGCGCUCGCCCAUCAACGUGGAGAGCCUGCUGGAUGGCUUAAAUUCAUUGGUCCUUGAUUUGGAUUUUCCUGCUUUGAGGAAAAACAAGAAUAUAGAUAAUUUCUUAAAUAGAUAUGAGAAAAUUGUGAAAAAAAUCAGAGGUCUACAGAUGAAGGCAGAAGACUAUGAUGUUGUAAAAGUUAUUGGAAGAGGUGCUUUUGGUGAAGUUCAGUUGGUUCGUCAUAAGGCUUCACAGAAGGUUUAUGCUAUGAAGCUUCUUAGUAAGUUUGAAAUGAUAAAAAGAUCAGAUUCUGCUUUUUUCUGGGAAGAAAGAGAUAUUAUGGCCUUUGCCAACAGUCCCUGGGUGGUUCAGCUCUUUUGUGCCUUUCAAGAUGAUAAGUAUCUGUACAUGGUGAUGGAGUACAUGCCUGGUGGAGACCUGGUAAACCUUAUGAGUAACUAUGAUGUGCCUGAAAAAUGGGCCAAAUUUUAUACUGCUGAGGUGGUUCUUGCUCUGGAUGCCAUACACUCCAUGGGUUUGAUUCACAGAGAUGUGAAGCCUGACAACAUGCUUUUGGAUAAACAUGGACAUCUAAAAUUAGCAGAUUUUGGCACAUGUAUGAAGAUGGAUGAAACAGGCAUGGUGCAUUGUGAUACAGCAGUUGGAACACCUGAUUAUAUAUCGCCUGAGGUUCUGAAAUCACAAGGGGGUGAUGGUUACUAUGGGCGAGAAUGUGAUUGGUGGUCUGUAGGUGUUUUCCUUUUCGAGAUGCUGGUGGGGGAUACUCCAUUUUAUGCAGAUUCACUUGUGGGAACAUACAGCAAAAUUAUGGAUCAUAAAAACUCACUAUGCUUCCCUGAAGAUGCAGAAAUUUCUAAACAAGCAAAGAAUCUCAUCUGUGCCUUCUUAACAGAUAGGGAGGUGCGACUUGGGAGAAAUGGGGUAGAAGAAAUCAAACAACAUCCUUUCUUUAAGAAUGAUCAGUGGAAUUGGGAAAACAUAAGAGAGACGGCAGCACCUGUAGUACCUGAACUCAGCAGUGACAUAGACAGCAGCAAUUUUGACGACAUUGAAGAUGAUAAAGGAGAUGUAGAAACCUUCCCAAUUCCUAAAGCUUUUGUGGGAAAUCAGCUGCCUUUUAUAGGAUUUACCUACUAUAGAGAAAAUUUGUUAUUAAGUGACUUUCCAUCUUGUAGAGAAAAUGAUUCCAUACAAUCAAGGAAAAAUGAAGAAAGUCAAGAGAUUCAGAAAAAACUAUAUACAUUAGAAGAACAUCUUAGCACUGAGAUGCAAGCCAGAGAGGAACUGGAGCAAAAGUGCAAAUCUGUUAAUGCACGUCUAGAAAAAGUAACUAAGGAACUAGAAGAAGAGAUUACCUUAAGGAAAAAUGUGGAAUCAGCAUUGAGACAAUUAGAAAGAGAAAAGGCACUUCUUCAGCACAAAAAUGCAGAAUAUCAGCGGAAAGCUGAUCAUGACGCAGACAAGAAACGAAAUUUGGAAAAUGAUGUUAACAGUUUAAAAGAUCAACUUGAAGAUUUGAAAAAAAGAAACCAGAGCUCUCAAAUAUCCACUGAGAAAGUGAAUGAACUCCAGAGACAACUGGAUGAAACCAAUGCUUUGCUGAGGACAGAAUCUGAUACCGCAGCCCGGUUACGAAAAACCCAGGCAGAAUGUUCAAAACAGAUUCAGCAGCUGGAAUCUAACAAUAGAGAUCUACAAGAUAAAAAUUGCCUGCUAGAGACUGCCAAGUUAAAGCUUGAAAAGGAAUUUAUCAAUCUUCAGUCAGUUCUAGAAUCUGAAAGGAGGGACCGAACCCAUGGAUCAGAGAUUAUUAAUGAUUUACAAGGUAGACUUUCUGGCCUCGAAGAAGAUUUAAAGAAUGGCAAAAUCUUACUAGCAAAAGUAGAGGUGGAGAAGAGACAACUGCAAGAGAGACUGACUGAUUUGGAAAAGGAAAAGAACAAUAUGGAGAUAGAUAUGACAUAUCAACUGAAAGUUAUACAGCAGAGCUUAGAACAAGAAGAAGCUGAGCAUAAGACUACAAAAGCACGGUUGGCAGAUAAAAAUAAGAUUUAUGAAUCCAUUGAAGAAGCUAAAUCAGAAGCCAUGAAAGAAAUGGAGAAAAAGCUCCUGGAGGAAAGGACUUUAAAACAGAAAGUGGAGAACCUGUUGCUGGAAGCUGAGAAAAGAUGCUCUAUACUAGACUGCGACCUCAAGCAAUCACAGCAGAAAAUGAAUGAGCUCCUUAAACAGAAGGAUGCGCUAAAUGAGGAUGUUAGAAAUUUGACAUUGAAGAUAGAGCAGGAAACUCAGAAGCGCUGCCUCACCCAAAAUGACUUGAAGAUGCAAACUCAGCAAGUUAACACACUAAAAGUGUCAGAAAAACAGUUGAAACAAGAGAAUAAUCAUCUCAUGGAAAUGAAAAUGAGCUUGGAAAAACAGAAUGCUGAACUUCGAAAAGAACGUCAAGAUGCAGAUGGGCAAAUGAAAGAGCUCCAAGAUCAGCUUGAAGCAGAGCAGUACUUCUCAACUCUCUAUAAAACACAGGUUAAGGAACUUAAAGAAGAAUGUGAAGAAAAAAACAAACUUUGUAAAGAAUUACAGCAGAAGAAACAGGAAUUACAGGAUGAAAGGGAUUCCUUGGCCGCUCAACUAGAGAUCACCUUGACCAAAGCUGAUUCUGAGCAGUUGGCUCGUUCAAUUGCUGAAGAGCAAUAUUCCGACUUGGAAAAAGAGAAGAUCAUGAAAGAGCUGGAGAUCAAGGAGAUGAUGGCCAGACACAAGCAGGAGCUCACAGAGAAGGAUGCUACAAUCGCAUCUCUUGAAGAAACCAAUAGAACACUAACUAGUGAUGUUGCCAAUCUUGCAAAUGAAAAAGAAGAAUUAAAUAACAAAUUAAAAGAUGCCCAAGAACAACUAUCAAGGUUGAAAGAUGAAGAGAUAAGUGCAACAGCUAUUAAAGCACAAUUUGAGAAGCAACUGUUAACAGAGAGAACACUCAAAACUCAAGCUGUGAAUAAGUUGGCUGAGAUCAUGAACCGCAAAGAGCCUGUCAAGCGUGGUAGUGACACAGAUGUGCGGAGAAAAGAGAAGGAGAAUAGAAAGCUACAUAUGGAGCUUAAAUCUGAACGUGAAAAAUUCACCCAGCAGAUGAUCAAGUAUCAGAAGGAACUGAAUGAAAUGCAGGCUCAAAUAGCUGAAGAGAGCCAGAUUCGAAUUGAACUGCAAAUGACACUGGACAGUAAAGACAGUGACAUUGAGCAGCUGCGGUCACAGCUCCAGGCCUUGCACAUUGGUAUGGACAGUUCCAGUAUAGGCAGUGGGCCGGGGGAUGCCGAGGCAGACGAUGGCUUUCCAGAAUCAAGACUAGAAGGAUGGCUUUCAUUGCCUGUGCGAAACAACACUAAGAAAUUUGGAUGGGUUAAAAAGUAUGUGAUUGUAAGCAGUAAGAAGAUUCUUUUUUAUGACAGCGAACAAGAUAAAGAACAAUCUAAUCCUUACAUGGUUUUAGAUAUAGACAAGUUAUUUCAUGUCCGACCAGUUACACAGACAGAUGUAUAUAGAGCAGAUGUUAGAGAAAUUCCCAGGAUAUUCCAGAUUCUGUAUGCCAAUGAAGGAGAAAGUAAGAAGGAACAAGAAUUUCCAGUGGAGCCAGUGGGAGAAAAAUCAAAUUAUAUAUGCCACAAAGGACAUGAAUUUAUUCCUACUCUCUAUCAUUUCCCAACCAACUGUGAGGCUUGUAUGAAGCCAUUGUGGCAUAUGUUUAAACCUCCUCCUGCUUUAGAGUGCCGCCGCUGCCACAUCAAAUGUCACAAAGAUCACAUGGAUAAAAAGGAGGAGAUUAUAGCACCUUGCAAAGUGUAUUAUGAUAUUUCAACGGCAAAGAAUCUAUUAUUAUUAGCAAAUUCUACAGAAGAGCAGCAGAAGUGGGUUAGUCGGUUGGUGAAAAAGAUACCUAAGAAGCCUCCUGCUCCAGACCCUUUUGCACGGUCAUCUCCUAGAACUUCAAUGAAGAUACAGCAAAACCAGUCUAUGAGACGGCCAAGUCGACAACUUGCCCCUAACAAACCAAGCUAACUGCCUUCUAUGAAUGCAGUCAUUAUUCACGGUGACCAUAUUCUUCCAGUAAAAAAGAAGAUUGAAGUGUGAUGGCCCAAGAUUUAUUGAAAAGCUAUAUUUUCAUGAGAGACUUAUACACACACACACACAUACAUACAUACAUAUGUAUGUGUAUGUAUAUAUAUAUAUAUAUAUAUGUUCCCUUUUCCCCCAUAAUAUAAAUUAUAAAUCUUGGAGAGAUUUUCUGGACUCCUUGGAAGAACAAGUUGAACCAGCAGUGAUGUUAGUAAGAGUAAGGAUGCCACCUGCAACUUUUCCAAACUUACUCCAUAAAGCUCUCUUGACACAGUCACUCACACUACAUUGCUCAAAUGGACUAAGAAGAGUUAAAAUCAGCUUUUCAACUUCAACAGAGAGAUUUCACCAGCACAUUUACCAGAAGAAUCUGGGAAUGGAUUCCACUACAGUGAUACAAACUGCCUCUUUAAGAAGUGACCAUUAAACUGUGUGUGUGUGUAUAUAUGUGUAUAUAGAUACACAUGUGCACAUACAUAUAUCUAUAGUACAAGAGGGUUUUUUAAAUGUCCCACUUUAUUUUUUUAUACACAUUAAUCAGAUACCAUUACUUACUGCAGUUGCAGCUAUGCACUUGUAUAAAGCCAUCACCUUGGGGUUUGUACGUCCAUCCAUGAUGGACACUGCAUGUUCAUGUUUAAGCAGUUACUGAAACAAGAAUUAAAUCAGUUUCCUAAUGCUUCGUGAUAGGCAACUUUAACCAUUUUGAAUGCCUUAAUUUAAUUUUUUUUUCCUAUCUAAUUCUCAACCCUUUUCUGUAUUUAAGGGGAAAAAACACACACAGGUAUUUACCAGUGCUUAGAAUACAAAUUUGCUUUGCGGAAGAAAAAUAGUGCACUAUUUUUACACAUAAGACUUAUCUAUGUCAGCCUAUUUUGAUUUUUUUUGUAAGUGUUGGUGAUAGAAACAAUAAUGGAUAGUAUUGGAACUAAUAUAUCUUUUAUGUAUAUCUAUAUUAUUCCUCCAGCCCUUUUUACAGACCUCAGUAUUAGUGUGUGACUAUGAAACAUUUUCUUUGCUUCGAAUUUGCUGGCUACCCUAGAUGUGUUUUCAUUUCUCAUAAAGACAUUGUGACUUUUUAAAACAUUUUUCACAUUCAAGAUUUAAAAAUUAUCUCAACUCUAAAGAAAAGAAAUACCGUAGAUACAUUUUAAAUAUUUAAAUGGAAUCCCUUAAACACAACUGUGGUCUGGCAAUAUUUCAUUAUUGGGCUAAGAAAACUGGUGAUUGGGAAGAAUUGACUCAAAGGCACUUAACAUGAUGUUUUUAAUUUGUGCUGAAUUGGAGUGUGCAGCGUUAUCAAUCAGCACCUGUACAUGCUACAUUAUGGUCCCUACCAAUUGUAUUUUUAAAAUGCUGUUAAAUUUAGAAGCAGAACUGUUGUUGCUUAUUUCUCAUUAUCCUGAGAAAGUUUGUUUUAUACUGCCAGAGUGUGCAUCAGUGAUCAGCAUCAAGUUAAAAUUAUGUAGUCUUUUAUCAGUCUAUAUACACACACAGUUUGAUGUGAUACUGAAAUGUCUGAUAUUUCAAUGAAGGAAGUAGAUGUUUUUCAUUGAUUCUAUGGACUCAUAGAGUAGAGAUGUUUAAAGGGUAGAUCCCCAAUUAGAGAAUCUAUUGUGGAAAUUGAGGAGAGGCCUUUGCUCAGCUGAUGUACUGGAAAAGAAUCCUGUCCUCUCGUGUGGUUGUCUGCGCCCUUCUUGCGGGCUGUGCUAAGCCAGGUGCCCAAGCCACUUCCCUCGCGGGUGUGUUCCGCAGUUCUGGUUUGGGGGCGCAGCUUUUUUUUUUUUAAAGAAGAUGAAAAAUAUAUAAAUUUAUAUAGAAUAAAUAUUUCCAUUCAUUAGAAUUGUUAAAAGAAGACUGAAUAUUUUAUAUAAAGAUUUUGUUACACUAUGGGAGGGUCAUUCUGAAUUGGAGAGUAUAUAUAUAUAUAUAUUUUUAAUAAACUUUAUUAAGAUGAAAUAAUUUGAAGUUUACAAAUGAGUAAUUGAAAUAUUUGAGUAAAAAGGGCAAAAGUUUAAAUUUUGAAAGCUGUAUAUAUAUCAGAGAAUAUGGAGAAUCAUGGUGUGAUGCAACUAUACAAAGAAAAUUAACAUGAAGUUUUUUUGGGGGGAAAGAUAUUCUAAGGGGUGAAAAAAAUCUCUCCCAUGGAGAUUCUUCCCAUUAUAUGGUUUGACAUAGGGAUUUACAAUAAGGUUAUUUGUCCCACUAGUGGAAAUGUGCUUAAUAAAAAAUUUUGACCGUGGGCAAGAAUUUGCUUUUUACCCUAUUCCUGGUUUCAUGUACGUGAGUGCAUGCACCAGAUGUUCUCCCCAACACUCAUUAAAUACAAUAUUGACUUGGUUUAACAGCCUGUUUUGUGCCAGCUUUCUCUUUCUUGAGGCUCCAAAGCUUCCAAGAUAACUACUAAGACUGAAAGUCACUUACUUCCUCACACCUGACUUCUCCUAGCGCCAUAAAUACCUCCUAUUGAAAACUAAGAGUGAGUUUUCUUAGUUGGAUGUUUUACUUUAAUUUUGUGGGGAUAGUGAGACAGAAGUGGGAUACUGGUGCCGGAAUUACUGUUGAAAAUUCAUGAGUUUUAUUUAAAAGUAUUAUUUUUUCAAGUGUUACCUAGAAGUAAGAGUUAAAAUAAAAAAAUCUAUCUGAAAGUUUAAAAUGCUGUAGCUAACUAAAGUAUACCAAUAAAUCUAAAGGUCAGUCUUUUUAAAACUGGCCUCUGCUAGAGUUAGACAGAUCUGGCUCUGAAGGAUCACCCGUGCAUUGGUUUAUCCUCAGGAAGAGAAACUCUAGGUUGCCAAACCACAGCUGAAGAGGUCGUGCUGCUGUUGAUAACCUGCUUACAGGAUUCUGGUGGGAAACAGUACCUCGGACACUGUGUUACCAUGUGGAAACGUGCUUUAAAUGACACGUUUACACCCCGGGAGAGCCAGUCACUGCUGAGCUCUGGGCGGUGCUGACACUGCUGCUGACUCUCUGCUCCCUGGAACAAGGCUGCAGUCUGCCUGUGUUGUGAAGACACCAUAGUUGAUCUCUAAAGCACUUUGAAGAUGAGCACUGUUUGCCGGUGCUGAAUGUUAUGUUGGGGGGCCUCGCCUUGAUUUCCUUCCCCAUCAUGAGUUCUGUUUGGAAUUGUGAUAAGUUAUGAACUUGCAUGACUUAGAUAAUCAUAAACAUUGGAUCAACUGUCCCCUUUGAACAAAAAUCGUACCCCCUUGAUUUUGUUGCAUCUCGAUAGUAAUGUAAUGUAUUUUAUGCCUGCUUUUUAUUAAAAAAAUAAAAUCAAGACACAGCCUUUUAAUAUUUUCCUGUAAAU
This is a messenger RNA of Talpa occidentalis (Iberian mole), 7534 nucleotides long. It is a transcript of the gene ROCK2, whose product is annotated as Rho associated coiled-coil containing protein kinase 2. NCBI's taxonomy places the organism in Eukaryota, Metazoa, Chordata, Mammalia, Eulipotyphla, Talpidae. Gene Ontology annotation, cellular component: cytoskeleton; cytoplasm; centrosome. Gene Ontology annotation, molecular function: ATP binding; small GTPase binding; Rho-dependent protein serine/threonine kinase activity. Gene Ontology annotation, biological process: cortical actin cytoskeleton organization; positive regulation of centrosome duplication; regulation of cell junction assembly. The record is from RefSeq and is a predicted model, not a curated record.